Messenger RNA from Parnassius mnemosyne (clouded apollo), 402 nucleotides. The record is from the annotation of a GenBank genome assembly. NCBI's taxonomy places the organism in Eukaryota, Metazoa, Arthropoda, Insecta, Lepidoptera, Papilionidae.
AUGGUUGUCCCUAAAGCUAAAGUACCUGACGUUCUACAGCUGUACCGUAUUAGUUGUUCAGGAGGCCAUCUGGGAGUUAAACGAACUCUACUAAAGAUCCGAGAACGUUUUUACUGGGUCUACUGUCGUGAUGAUGUCGAGGACUGGUGUUGCAAAUGUACAAGUUGUGUGGCUGUAAAGGGACCUCAGACUCGUAGCAGAGGUGCAUUGAAAUUGUACAAUGUUGGUGCAUCAUGGGCGAGGAUAGCACUUGAGGUUGCGGGGCUGUUUCCAGAAAGUGAAAGUGGUAACAAGUAUUUCAUGGUUGUGAUGGAUUACUUCACUAAGGGGCCAGAAGUCUUCGCCAUUCCAAAUCAAGAAGCUUCAACAGUUGCAGAUAAACUAGUUCAGAAGACUUCAUGA